Molecule: messenger RNA, 1749 nt
Organism: Dioscorea cayenensis subsp. rotundata (Guinea yam)
Lineage: Eukaryota; Viridiplantae; Streptophyta; Magnoliopsida; Dioscoreales; Dioscoreaceae
Exons: 1
Coding region: 1-1749 (582 amino acids)
Source: RefSeq, a predicted model, not a curated record
AUGCCACCAAAGAAGUCCCAUACAUCACGCUCUCAAAUGGCUACAACUCAAGAUGAAAUGAUUCCUCAAAGUGUCAACCUUCAAGAACAAUUAGAAGUUCCACCUGAGCCCUCAAAAGAUACAAUGCCAACGAUUCCCUUAAGCGAAUAUGAAGCGCUUAAAAAGAAGUUCGAUGAAAAUAACAGAAAGUUGGAUGAUUUAAUGCACUUUGUCCAACAAGCUCUACCUCAAGCAACAUUCCCAUCCAACCUCUAUCAUAAGGGAAAGAAAGCUAUGGAACAACAAGAGCAAGGUGAUUCGCGUCCUCAUAACCAAGAGAGGGUUGAACUUCCACUAGCAGGAAAAAACACAGAAAAAAUCCAAGAGGUGGUAGAAAGCACCUACAAAGGAGAAUCAAGAGCGUUUGAGAGAGAUGCGGAGGAAUCUACCUUUAGCAUAAAGGAGACAGCUGAUCUAAAAAAGAUGAUUGAACAGGUACUGGAACAGAAGAAGCUGGUUCCUACUGAGGAAACACCACAGAGAAGUAAGGUACCUUUCGUCAAAGAAAUCAUGGUAAAGCCACUACCCAAAAAGUUCAAGAUGCCACAGCUAACAAGUUAUUCUGGGAAGGGGGACCCUUAUGACCAUAUGCAAAACUAUGAGGCAGUGAUGCUUCUCCAUGGAUGGGAGGACGCAAUCAUGUGCAGAGCAUUUCCGCUUACUUUAACAGAGCAUGCACGCAUAUGGUUUAAUAAUCUGAAGGAAGGAUCAAUUUCAAACUUCAAUCAGUUGAGGAAGGAAUUUAUAGAUGGGUUCCUCAUUAAUGCUAGGAGAAAGAAGGACGCUUCGUAUCUUCUGACCAUUAAACAAGAAGAGAAAGAGAGCCUGAAAGACUAUGUUGAAAGAUUUCGUGCCGCUACCUUAGAAGUACAGGAUCUUCAAGCCACAGUGGCCGUCUCAGGAAUGCUUCAAGGGACAAGGUCAAGAGAUUUUCAAAAAUCCCUUUCCCUAGAUCAACCCCUCACUCUUGGAGAUCUGUUCAGUCGAGCUAAUAAGUUUAUCCUUUCGGAAGAUGUUAUGAGGCACAUCAAUGCUGGAAACAGAGAUAAGAAAAGAAAAGAUAGAGAUGAAACGAGCGAUGAAGGGAGAAAGACUGGAAGGGGAAAUGAACACAGACAAGUUCCAAAACUCAAAUUUGAGAACUUCACACCAUUAAGCCAACCACGUUCUACCAUCCUAGCAAGUAUAGAAGGAUCUGGGCUCCUCACCUUUCCUCCUAAGGCAAACAAGACAAUGGGCAAAUUUACAGACGCAUACUGCAGGUUUCACAAAACCCAUGGACACUCAACUGAUAGAUGCAGAGAACUGAUGAAUGAGAUUGAAUCUCUAGUGCGCCAAGGAAAGCUUAACAGAUUUGUCUACUCAGAAGCAUGGAGAAACGAGAAACCGACUUACUCAAAAAAGGAAAGAUCUGAAGAUAACAGGGGGAUGAAGGAUAAAAAAGACUCCAAGACGAGGGAGAAAACCCCCACUUUAGAUAACAACCCAUCUCACCCAGCAAUACAUGUUAUCAUCGGGGGUGAAACCUUAGCAAGUGAGACCUCUUCAUCAAGGAAAGCUUAUGCAAGGCAAGCUUAUGAAGUUAACAACAUCAUGAAAACACACGAGAAUGAAGAACCUAUCACUUUUACUUCCGAAGAUCAAGGAGAUGUAGUCAUGCCCCACGAUGAUGCAAUGGUUAUUUCCGCAACCAUUAUGAAGUUGCAGUAG